AUGAACAUCAAUAAAGCCAUUGCUAACGAAGUGUACAAAAAUCUCACGUGCACGUUUAAUGGGUUACUGGUGAAGUCAGGGAAACCUAUAGUACGUUCAAAUGGGGUGAAAGAGUGGACUGUAUUGUCUGGCAUAUGUGCAGUUGAGAAGAACGACGAUGCUAAUCCAAAUGUUGAACUAAUAGCUUUGGCUACAGGAGUGAAAUGUCUCCCAGAUAAGACAAGGGAAUACUCACAUGGGUCGAUAGUACAUGAUUCACAUGCUGAAAUCCUAGUCCUAAGAUUAUUUAAUUGGUUUAUACUAAAAGAAUGCCAGAAGAAACAUUCGCAAUAUCUUUUAAAGGGCCUGAAAGGAACGUAUUACUGGAAUAAGAAAUACAAGCUAGCACUUUACAUUAGUGAGCCUCCCUGUGGUGAUGCCUCUACGCUUUAUUUGGCUUCCAAGACCAAUUCCACCGACAAUUGGGAAGACGAACAGGAUAAAGAUAAUUGUGCAGAAGAGCCUAAGACAAAGAAACCCAAGCUUGUACGAGGCCGGUUUGGAUUUGGCCAACUAGGAAUUAUUCGGUCCAAGCCUGGUCGCCUAGACAGUAUACCCACAAAAUCCAAGUCAUGUUCUGAUAAGCUUACAGUCAAGCAGGUCACUGGAGUGACCAAUGCGUUGGUGAGUUUGUUACUUCCUGACGGCGUAUACAUAGACUAUUUGGUAUUGGGAGAGUUCAAAGAGGAAGAUACAAAUAGAUGCUUUAAUUCUCGGAUAUCCAAUAUUGAACAGAAGCAAGCAUUGAAUGUUGUCAAAUUUGAUAAGAAAGAAGACGAAGAAUAUGAGUAUAAGUUUCACAGACAAGAUAAUUUUCAACCAUCACCAUUAUCACUUUUGUAUAUUGCUCCAUAUAAUUUUGUCGAGGUACUAAAUAAUGGAGUUAAGAACGGCUCUUAUAUCAAAAAUAAGCCUCCAAAACCAUCUGGGGAGAGCAUUAUAUGCAACAAACAAUUAUAUCAACUAUUCACACAAGUUUAUCAGGGAACAAAGACCUACACUAGCUACAACGAACUUAAAGUCUCCAAUGAAGAACGACAGCAUCUUAAAGAUAAAGCUCGAUCCACGCUAGGAAUAUGGACAUCUACCAGUCUAGAUGACUUUAGCCUUCUGUAA
Lizanozyma spartinae is the source of this 1155-nucleotide messenger RNA. Its product is annotated as tRNA-specific adenosine deaminase. Gene Ontology annotation, molecular function: tRNA-specific adenosine-37 deaminase activity; RNA binding. The transcript has a single exon. Gene Ontology annotation, biological process: tRNA wobble adenosine to inosine editing. NCBI's taxonomy places the organism in Eukaryota, Fungi, Ascomycota, Pichiomycetes, Serinales, Debaryomycetaceae. The record is from RefSeq and is a predicted model, not a curated record. The coding region runs from base 1 to 1155 and encodes 384 amino acids.